Molecule: messenger RNA, 576 nt
Organism: Paramacrobiotus metropolitanus
Lineage: Eukaryota; Metazoa; Tardigrada; Eutardigrada; Parachela; Macrobiotidae
Exons: 3
Coding region: 157-519 (120 amino acids)
Source: RefSeq, a predicted model, not a curated record
UUGUUGCCGAAAUUUGUAGGGAGGGCUUGCGGGAUCACGUUGGGUACGGGUGAUACCGUGUUUGACACCAGCUGCCAUUUCGCCCGCUCGUUUCCUAUUGGCUCAGGGGACUCGAAUUUCCACUGUCCCACGCAUCUACCCCCGACGUCCGCCACAAUGUACUGGUUCGAUGUGGGGUGUCGGGUGCUUGCACGGGUGGACACGGGGACGGUGACGUUCGUCUGCGCCGAAUUGCACCGGGACGCCGCUGUCGGGCCCAGUAUGUUCUGGACUGAAGAUGCUCUGAAGGAAGCGUGCACGGAAUGUCUCACUGCGCAGCAAUCGAAGCUAGCGUCUGUGCCUAGUAUUUUUAGUGAGGACGCCUUCCAAUCUGAUGACGAAGAAAUACAUAUCAAUAACCUGACGUAUCCGGUUUUGGCGAACGUUCUGCUACAUUUCGAUAUAGUUGCUCAACUGUGGUUAAAUCGACAAGUGCCGAGGACUCACGAUCAAGCUUUAUUGACAAGUAAUGCUGAAUAAAUACCGCGUGAUAAUGCGGGAAGAGAACAAAGAUGGCAGUCUGGCCUAAUAUCUAAA